This is a messenger RNA of Miniopterus natalensis, 2061 nucleotides long. It is a transcript of the gene LRIT3, whose product is annotated as leucine rich repeat, Ig-like and transmembrane domains 3. The record is from RefSeq and is a predicted model, not a curated record. Lineage: Eukaryota; Metazoa; Chordata; Mammalia; Chiroptera; Miniopteridae. Gene Ontology annotation, molecular function: protein binding.
AUGCAUCUCUUAGCAUGUCUGGGCGUUGUGCUUAGCUUUUUGGAAGGAGUGAGCUGUUCGUGCCCUUCACGGUGCACCUGCGAUUAUCACGGCAGAAACGACGGCACGGGCUCAAGGUCGGUGCUAUGUAAUGACCUGGACAUGAACGAGUUCCCUACGCACUUCCCCGUGGACACCGUGAGGCUCCGCAUAGAGAAGACCGUCAUUCGCAGCAUCCCGGCCGAGGCCUUCUACUACCUGCUGGAGCUCCGGUACCUCUGGGUGACCUACAAUUCGGUCACCAGCCUUGAGGCCAGCAGCUUUUACAACCUGAGGCAGCUGCAUGAGUUGCGCUUGGAUGGGAACUCCCUGGCUGCCUUCCCUUGGGCAUCUCUGCUGGACAUGCCCCAUCUAAGGACCCUGGACUUGCACAAUAACAGAAUCACCAGUGUGCCAAGCGAGGCAGUCAGGUACCUGAAGAGCCUCGCCUACUUGGAUUUAUCAAGCAACAGACUGAGCACACUGCCGCCAGAAUUCCUGGAGAGCUGGGCCCACGCACUUCCACCAUCGUCCAGAAGCCCGAACCUUCCUCUGAGGAGGAUUAUCCUUGGUCUGCAGGACAACCCGUGGUUCUGCGACUGUCACAUUUCCAAAAUGAUCGAGGUGUCCAAAGUUGAUGACCCUGCCAUAGUACUUCUUGAUCCACUGAUGGUCUGCAGUGAGCCUGAGCACCUGACGGGGAUUUUAUUUCAGCGGGCUGAGUUGGAUCAGUGUCUGAAGCCAUCGGUGAUGACCUCGGCCACCCAAAUCACGUCUGCUCUGGGGAGUAAUGUCCUGCUGCGGUGUGAUGCCACUGGCUACCCCACCCCACAACUCACAUGGACCAGAUCUGACAGCUCACCGGUUAAUUAUACAGUAAUUCAGGAAUCUCCAAGGGAAGGAGUCAGAUGGUCCAUAAUAAGCCUGACAGGCAUUUCGUACAAGGAUGCUGGGGAUUACAAAUGUAAGGCCAAAAAUUUGGCUGGGAUGUCAGAAGCCGUGGUUACUGUGACAGUGGUUGGUGUUGUCACAACCACGGUAGCAUCAGGCACCUCUGAAAGAAGAGCCAGAGAUCACCCUGAGCGAGCGGUCCAGCCAGGAUCUAGAAGGUCGCCAUCCAUACGCGGGUCAUCGUCACCUCCCUGGCUUCCCUCCUCCUCUUCUUUCUCUGCCUCUUCUUCCACUUUUCUUUCUAUUUCUGCUUCCUCUCCUCCUUCUGCUGUUUCCUUCUCCUCACAUCCUUUCUUCUUCUCCACUGUUUCUUCAACCACAGCUCUAAGCCCUAAAAUUUCAACAAGCACCACCACGGCCAGCCGGCAGCCACUCCAGCUCCAUCCAGAUGGGAAAAGAAAUUUAAAGGAGGUGGAGAUGGGGGGAAGUAAGCUUCCCCCAGCUGGUGCAAGUAAAAAAGAGGAGCUGGCACUAUUGGAUCGAACAGCGCCUAUGGAGACGAACACCACAAUAGAAAAUCUCAGGGCGGUCAGUGAGACCAAAGAGAGUGUGACCUUGAGGUGGGACACCGUCAACCCCUCGCAUGACUCUGAGGUGACCGUGUUGUAUUCCAAGCGCGGCGAAAAGGACCUGCUGCUGCUGAACGCGGACUCCAGCAAGAACCAAGUAACCAUAGAUGGCUUGGAGCCUGGGAGGCAAUACAUAGCAUGUGUCCGUCCCAAAGGAGUGCCUCCCCAGGAAGACCAGUGCGUCACCUUUUCUACCGACAGAGCUGAAGAAGGCCCUUCUCAAGAGCCCUUGCUGAUUGUGGUGAGCGGCACUGCCUGCGUUGUUUCCUUGCCACUGAUUUUUUUCCUGUUGUACAAAGUUUGCAAGCUGCAAUGGAAGUCAGAAUCCUUCUGGGAAGGUGAUUUGGCAGAAGAGACUUAUAUCCAAUUUGAAACCCUGUCCCCAAGGUCUCAAAGUAUAGGGGACCUUUGGACCGGAAGGCACAGUGAUGAUUCAGAAAAAUUGCUGCUUUGUUCUGGGUCACGUGUGGAGUCUCAGGUGACUUUUAGAAGUGAGGGCUCUGGACCAGAGUAUUACAGCUAA